Molecule: messenger RNA, 972 nt
Organism: Babjeviella inositovora NRRL Y-12698
Lineage: Eukaryota; Fungi; Ascomycota; Pichiomycetes; Serinales
Gene: SNF4
Product: AMP-activated serine/threonine-protein kinase regulatory subunit
Exons: 1
Coding region: 1-972 (323 amino acids)
Source: RefSeq, a predicted model, not a curated record
AUGUCCGAACCUACGUCCAUUGAAGUGCAGCAGGAACAGCAGGCUGCCCUCGAAAGCAUGCGCCAGUUUAUCAAAUCCAAAACCUCUUACGAUGUGUUGCCUGUGUCAUAUAGGUUGAUCGUGUUGGACACAUCGCUUUUGGUCAAAAAGUCGUUGAACAUCUUGUUACAAAAUAACGUUGUGUCGGCGCCGUUGUGGAACUCCACCAAGUCCAAGUUUGCCGGGUUGUUGACCUCCACUGAUUUUAUUAACGUCAUCCAAUACUACUUCCAGUUCCCCACCAAAAUGGAUUUGGUUGAGUCCUUGACCCUUGAUGGAUUGAGGGACAUAGAACGCGCCAUCGGAGUUGCUCCUAUGGAAACCGCCUCGAUCCAUCCUUUCAAGUCCUUAUACGAUGCAUGCUUGAAGAUGAUUAGCUCAAAGGCCAGAAGAAUCCCCUUGGUUGACAAGGACUUGAAGACGCAGAGAGAAAUUGUCGUGUCCGUGUUGACCCAGUACAGAAUCUUGAAGUUUGUGUCGCUUAAUUGCAAGGAAAUCACGAGACUAAACAUUCCUUUGAAAGAGUUGAAUAUUGGCACCUACGAAGGGUUGUCGACGGUGUCGAUGAGCACCCCUGUCAUGGAUGUGAUCCACUUGUUAACGUCCCGAAACGUCUCCUCGGUUCCAAUUUUAAGCGAAACCCAGGACGGAUCCCAAGGGACUUUAAUCAAUGUUUACGAGGGUAUUGACGUCUUGGCAUUGAUCAAGGGCGGCAUUUACAACGAUUUGUCUUUGAGCGUGGGGGAAGCAUUAUUGAAGAGACCGGAAGACUUUGAAGGGGUGUUCACGUGUACAUUGAAUGAUAAAUUGUCCACAAUUUUGGAAAUCAUCAAGAAGAACAGAGUACACAGAUUGUUCGUGGUGGACGAUCAAGGAUUCUUGAAGGGAGUGGUGACUUUGAGUGACAUUUUGCAGUAUAUUUUGUUGGGUUAA